Rhipicephalus microplus (southern cattle tick) is the source of this 1160-nucleotide messenger RNA. RefSeq lists its product as uncharacterized. NCBI's taxonomy places the organism in Eukaryota, Metazoa, Arthropoda, Arachnida, Ixodida, Ixodidae. The record is from RefSeq and is a predicted model, not a curated record.
CAAUACACUUCGACGUGACCCGGCGCGCGCGCGCGCGGUGGUUGCGCUGCGUCACGCCAGGUUGGCUACGCCGCGCCAGGCGUAUGUCCGUCCCCCUACAGUUCAACGUCGCGCAGCUGCCGCAGCCGGAGUAGCGCAUGCGCAGAAAACCGCGCCGCUCCGCGCCGCCUGUGGUGGAACAUCGAAACAAAUCUUUUCGCGCGCUAUCUCUGUCGGUAGCGAUCACCACCGCGGACCGGACUGUUUUCUCGGCGAUGGCACGGACACAGACACAUGCGGCAAGACGAAAGAUUAUUCUCGCGUUGUUGGUGCGUCGUCUGCGUCGCAAGAGAAACAGGUCUCUCUACAUAAGGGAUACAUUUGAGAAGCGUCCAGAGUAUGGAGAAUACCACCACCUAGUACAGGAGCUUCGGCACAGUGAUCCUGAAUAUCAUUUCAAGUAUUUCAGGAUGACAAAGGCAUCAUUCGACAAGCUGCUGAGCCUUGUUUACCACAGGCUUGUUCAUCCUCCAACUCACAGGAGACCCAUUUCACCGGCAGAGAGGCUCGCGGUGACAUUGAGAUUUCUGGCCACAGGAGGGUCCAUGGAGGACAUUGCAUUGAGCUUCCGAAUGCAUGCUUCUACUGUAGCUAGGAUACUGAAGGAGACAUUACCAGCAAUCUGGGACUGCUUGAGGCCGCUGUGGCCACUUUGUUUGGUUGGUGAUGCAGCCUUCCCUUUGCGGACCUACUUGAUGCGGCCCUACCCUGGGAGAAAGCUGGAUGAUAGGAAAAAGGUCUUCAAUUACCGCUUGUCGAGGGCACGCAGGUGCAUUGAAAAUGCUUUCGGCAUUCUGGUCUCCCGGUGGCGGGUGUUUCUUGGAACGGUGCAAGGCGCGCCAGAGCUCCUCCACAACAUGAUUCAGGCUGCCGUAUGUUUGCACAAUUUUCUUAUGGAGGACACUGCCUACUGCCCUGACGAGUACAGCGACACGCUGUGCGGCGAGACGGUGCAUGACGGAGAAUGGCGCCACACUGUCACUGAAAUUGGCACAAAGACAGUGCCGUCAAACAACCGCCCCACCUCAGCUGCCAUGGCAAUGAGGGACGAAGUAGCAGACUAUUUUAUGUCUCCAGAAGGUUCAUUGCCGUGGCAGCUGAAGGUUGUCAGGCGAUGCUAA